Molecule: messenger RNA, 750 nt
Organism: Acanthoscelides obtectus
Lineage: Eukaryota; Metazoa; Arthropoda; Insecta; Coleoptera; Chrysomelidae
Source: the annotation of a GenBank genome assembly
AUGUAUGUGAUCGUGUAUUUGGUGCUGUUGAUUUCUGUAGGAAGUUUGACUGCCCAAAACGUGACAGAUAUCCUGAAGGGCGUCGCCACUUAUAAGGAUUGCUUCAAUACCAAGGACCCAGCGAGCUGUCUGAAGGAAAAGGCGUUAGCAGCCUUAAAUGAAACCAUCAUGGACGAUCGGCCCAUUGUGGUGGGCUUCAUGGAGAUACAAAAGAAUCCCAACUACUUUGCGGAGAAGAAUGGUACGGAGGUCAUACCUGAGGAAGGAUCGGGCAGGAGUAUCCUGCUCAGCAACGCAUUGGUAGAUAAGAUCAUGGAGUUUGUCAAGUCCAGAACAGUCAGAGUCAACUUGAAUAAUGCUUUCGAAGCUCGGAAGAAAGGUGGUGGCGGCGGCGGCGGAGGCGGCAAAGGAGGCGGCAAGGGCAUGAUGAUGGUUGCUGCAGGCAUGGCGGCGGUCGCUGUGAACAUGAUGAUGGGCAAGAUGAUGGUGAUGGCCGGAUCGGCAUUGAUGAUCGCCAAGAUAGCGCUGCUGCUCUCCAUCAUCAUGAUCAUCAAGAAGAUGCAAGAGAAGGGUGGCGGGGAAGAGAAGCACGUGGUGUACGCUGACUCAGGUCAUGGAGGGGGCGGAGGAGGCGGUGGAGGCUAUGGAGGAGGAGGCGGAUGGCAUCGAAGCAUCGACGACCCGCAGAACAUGGUGUACAAGCAGUGGGCGCAGGCAGCCAGCUCAACGGAAAAUGGCUCAGGUUUAUAA